Molecule: messenger RNA, 1104 nt
Organism: Acaulospora morrowiae
Lineage: Eukaryota; Fungi; Glomeromycota; Glomeromycetes; Diversisporales; Acaulosporaceae
Source: the annotation of a GenBank genome assembly
AUGUCUCUUAAAGAAAUAGCAGAAGCAGCUAACAUUGCUGGCAAAAUAAAGAAGAAAUAUUCUAGUCUUUUCUCUGCUGAGGAAAAAGAAUAUGCAAUAAUAAUUAACAAAACUUUAAUUAAAAAUCACUUUGUACGUCUUGACUCACUUUAUGCUAUUAGACUAGUUAAUUAUGAAAAAGAUGAUAAGGGAAUACAAGUGAAAGCAGUCAAAAGAUUUCCUAACUUAACGGACUUCUAUUUAAAAAAGAGUGAAGCUAUUAAAGAAGCUAAAAAGAUAAAAGAAGAUCCAGAAUCGAUACGUCAAUGUGUCUAUGAAUAUGAAACCUACGAAGAUACCGUGGAAAAUAUAUUAUUAAUUGGAAUAACUGGUGCUGGUAAAUCCACCUUAGCAAAUACAAUUAGCAAUACUAAUAGAUUUCAAGAAAGUGAAGGUUCAGUUAGCCAAACCAAGACAUUUCAAACUGAAAACUUCAAUGUAGGAGAAAUUAAUUAUCGUGUAGUUGAUACUGUUGGAUUCGCCGAUACUGGGUUAUCAUAUAAAGAAAUUACAUAUAGAUUAGCGGAAGCUAUUCAUAUAAUGAAGAACGGAAUAAAACAAGUGUAUGUAGUAAUAGGAGGUUUUGCUAACGAAGAUAUAAAAACUUUUGAAUAUGCUGAAGCUAUUUUUGGAAAAGAUAUAUUUAAGUAUACUACUAUUGUCAGAACUCGAUUUGAAGAUUUUGAAAACGAAGAUCGAUGUGAAGAAGAUCGAAAUAAAUUAAAGAAAGAAAAUGAAAUUAAAAAUGCCAAAUUCUUUCAUUGGAUUAAUUCUUGCAAGAUUAUAUACAUAAAUACUCCUCCAGUUGGCGAGAAAAGAUCGGAAGAAAAUAUGAGGGAUAGAGAGAAAUCUCGAGAGAAAUUAUUAAACCAUUUAAAGUCUUGCAAAGGAAGUUUCAAAUUGAAUAAUUGGGACAAAGUAUGCGUUAAAAUUAAUGACCAUAUGAAUGUUAUAAGAUUAAAUAAGUUAAAUGAAAAAACGGGAUAUAAAUUAAUCAAUGAACUAAUGGAGUUACAAAAUAAACUGGUGAGGAAGUUUAAUAAUGAAUGUCGCUCGGUUAUCUAG